AUGUUUGAGAACCACGACGUAUUACACAAUGACGAACAAAUGGAAUAUGGCCUGCCAGGACAAGAUCAAUCUACUUCAUCGACUUCAGUUACAAAAGAACCCAAAUGCCAUGAUAUCCAAAAUGCGUCAGGAAACAUCGACCAACCGGAGAACCCGACCUCUAUUGUUUCUGAUUAUAAUAAACAACCUGCAGAGACUAGUUCUCAAGAAAACGUAACGAAUGCCGAAAAUGAUGAGCAAGAUUGCAUCCCUACACCACCAUCAUCCUCUAUUCCGUCUGAUGAUGAUCCUAUCCCUACACCAUCAUUAAUUGGUCCACAAGCAGUCAAGGUUGCUGCAUCAAUUGUAAAGUGCUCUUUCGACCAACUUUGUGAGUUCAUUUAGUAUACUGCACAAAUAAUAAUACUUACACUUAAUUAAUAUACAACUUUUAUGCUGUAACCUAGCUCGCAGAGUCGUGAAAGGAAGAGGAGUAAUAAUAAUGAAUUAUAAUUAUCUUUAUUUAACAGGUUGACCCUAUCAGCUGAGACACUUGUUAUAAUAAGGGACCAGGCACAAUACAAUACAUAUUUUUCCUAAAACCAGCAAAUUAAUCAAUCGAUGGAACGGAGGGAAAACUGAAAUUGCACAUUUAACAUCAAUGUUAUGUACUCUGGCAUGCAGAUUUACAUAAAAUUAACAAAGUUACAUACUACGUAUACAGAACACUGCGGUGACUCCUCCCCUCUCCCUCCCCACCCUCCUCAAACAUCACAUAAUAAAAUAUCAAGGAAUUUUAUGUAUGUAGUAUUCUUGACUUGUAAUCAAUCCCUUGAGAAUUAGACGACAGUUGCACAGCGGCCAUGUUGGUGCCAAAUUCAAAGGGACCAACAUGGCCGUCGCCCACAUAUACAUGUUCAAAUGUACAUGCUUCAGAAUGCACUAUAUACAGUGUGUAUAAAAGAAGGUAAUCGAACUUCAGCGCUCUAUUAUACGUGAAUUACUCGGCGUAUGAACAAAAAAUUUUAAUAUUCUGAAAUGUCACGCUUUUUUUACUUAUUUCAUUAUAUGUUUUUCAUGCGAAGUGAAAUUCAUCAACUUCAGUCCUAAACAGGUUAAUUUUCAAUGGUUUAGACUCAGCUUUCAACGGUGAAAAUAUGCGAUUCUUAUACUAACAUUUUUUAUCGGAUUCGUGUUUGCUCAUUUGUUACCCAUUUCCCAUGAACAACAUAUCAUUCGACAGAUAAAGGCCUGAUCUUUCCGAAUAUGAAAAAAUCUCGGUUAUACGCAGACUAAUUCAGAUGCAAUAGCGUGCUGAAGUUUGAUCACCUUUUUUAGUACACCAUGUAUAACUAAUAUAGUUUUAUAAUAUAUUUUAGGUGCUCUGAAUAAUAAAAUGUACGUGGCGAACGAAGGAUGUUCAUCUAACGAAAUGGAAAUAACCUUUCCCCCAGAGGCUCAGUCACAAAACAAUUCGAUACUGAAAAGUAUCUUGCUAUCACCAGGGAAAAUUGUUAGCUUUUCCCACUUGAAUGCCAAAGGUCUUUUCAGAAAAGCCAACAGUGGUAAACAAGGAAAGACCUUUAUGCAGAUGGCUGUUUCCGAGUUACCAGCAAGAGGAUUUGGAAGGGUUGAAACCUAUAUCAUUUCUGGAAAUAAAUCGAAGGUAAAAUAUACAUACAAGGAUAAAAUCAGACACAAUACCCCACUCGCGCAGUCAAGAAUGUCUUCUAUGGCUCUGCUUUCUUCUUAGUCCACUCCAAAGCUCUACCAAAAUGACCACAAGGCAAGUCGCUUGGAAUAGUUCAUCAUUCUGAACUGGGUCAUAUUUUUAGGAUAUCACUAUAUACAUAGUUCCCAAAUAGCAACACACUUCCUAGUUCCUAAAUAUGAACCACUUAACAUACCUGACCCCGUAUAACUCCAUUACUACAGCUGGAUUACCAAACCAAAGGGUUUCGUCACUAUUACAACGAUUUUCGUUAUAUUAUAUUUUAUUCCAUUAUAUUUUUCUGAUUGUCUUCAUAUAGGUAAAUUUCUUAUUAAAAGAUUCCGUGCCUGACAAAGACAGCGAUGAAAUGAACAACUUCGUCAAAAGGUUGGCUACAGUUGCAAUUAAUCUCAAGGAAUACGUUGAAGCAUAUAAUGAUGAUUCGGAACAAAGGUUAGAACACAUUUUUUCAUUCACUCGUAUAAUGCAGUAUAUCGACAAUAUAUGCUCUGGAGAAAUCGAAUUGAUUCACGUUGCAUGAGAAAUACAAUCUCCUCAAGAAUGAGAGAAUGUUUGCUGUGAACGUUUGCUGUGAAGUGUGGACCUGUGCUGUGGAACACUACGUAUAUACCAUAAAUUCUGACAGGAGAGUAAAAUUUAAAUGACAUAUAUAGUAUAUGAGACCAAUGCAUGUGAAGGAAAUUUAAACCUUUAGUAGUCCAGUUUUAAAGAAAUCAACCGCAGGUCCGCACUUCACAGGAAACGUUCUCUCAUUCUUCAGGAGAUUAUAUUUAUCAGUGAAGCCUGUAAAGGUCGAGCAAGAUGUAUAAAAACACUAACAGUACAAGUCGAAGCGCUUUCCCUAUCAAUCCGAAUAUUUCGCACAUAUUUCCUCCAGAAUUUUUAGUUCUUUUCAAUCGAUUUCAGUUUAAAAAGUAUCAAUUUUUCAACGACAAAUUCUAAAUACUUUAUGUAUAUUUUGCAACAAUUGCUGAUGGUGCGUAUAACUCACAUUGGAAAUCCAACGUACUAUCUCUCGUUAGCCAAUUACCGGCCUGAAUAAAUGGGCAAUUCCUGCUUUAGACUAAAUUUUGAUCUCGGCAAGAAGGAUAAAAUCCAUCACCACAGGUAGAAAGACCAUUGAGUAGAAAGUUUGGCCGCAAAAUGUUGUAAAAUGCGUAACAUAAACCCCUGCGCAAUUUGCAAAUGUUGUAUUAAUUUGUUUACGCACGGGAUUUUGCACCACUUUCGACCCUUGCGAAUGUGCUGCAUUUCCCCGUGCGUAUACAAAUUAAUACAAAUUUCGCAGGGCUAUAUUUUCUGCAUUUUACGUUUCGUGGCCAAACGUUCCAAUCUUACUAAUUUUAACAUGCUCUUUCUACCUGUGGUGAUGGAUUUUGUUUUUCUUGCCUAGAUCAAUGCAUUGCACUGUUGGGAAAUGAAUUUCCUAUUCAAUAUCACGUGACCAUAAACAGCCAAUUAAACGGUCAGAAUUCAGUAAGGUUAAUAAUACCUAAUAAUAUCAUGUAAUAACACUUUCAUUUCUAUUUUUUAGCCAAAAACAUGUUUUUGACUAUCAAACCAGAAAAGGAAAUGUCGUGGUUAUCACCAAUUCUAAAAGGCGAAGACUUGAAAGUGAAGGCGAAAAGUCUUAA
Molecule: messenger RNA, 3345 nt
Organism: Paramuricea clavata
Lineage: Eukaryota; Metazoa; Cnidaria; Anthozoa; Malacalcyonacea; Plexauridae
Source: the annotation of a GenBank genome assembly